AUGUACCCAGAAUCCGCUGUUAUUGACAGAUGGUCAUUGAACCAGGCGCUGCGGAGUAUAAUGGCCUUUCCGCGCAUGUUUUCAAGCUCUCGGAGAACACCCUUUAUUCAUCAUCGCUUGUACGAUGCAUAUCUUCCAGAUGCCAUUCAAGACGCCCUUACUGUUUCUUCGGCGUACUGCAACAAGACCAAACAAACUGAGGAUAUAGUAUUACGCAUCUUGGAGAAUAAGUGCGCGAAGCUCGUGAAACAGGACCAUCAGUCCAGCACAUUAGAGGAGCUUCUCGCAACGGUGCAGGCACUGCUUCUCUUUCACAUCAUUCAGCUCUUUGAUGGUGAUAUUCGACAGCGCUCGCUAGCGGAACAGAACAUGGAUACACUCCAAGCCUUGACCAUGCAAUUACAGGUCCGAGCGACUGAUAUAGACUCGACGCCAACGUGGCAAGAAUGGAUCUUUACAGAGAGCAUCCGUAGAACUGUGAUUCUCUCGCUCUUCAUUGACGGGCUCUACUCGGCGCUGAAGGUUGGCACUUGCUCCAACAUUCGAGCAUUGAGUAUCUUGCCCUUCACUUCUAGUGUUGCUCUGUGGGACCUACCCACAAGUGCUUCGUGGCUUUCUGAGUCGCAUGACUUGAGAUCGAACACUGUGCUCUAUGGGGAUUUCUCACGGGCUUUUGAGAACGGACGUGUUCCAGGUGAAUUGGACGAGUUUCAGAAGUUGUUGCUAACGCCGUGCAUGGGUGAGAGAUACAGAGAAGUGUUGGAGAUGAAGGACUGA
Molecule: messenger RNA, 777 nt
Organism: Penicillium maclennaniae
Lineage: Eukaryota; Fungi; Ascomycota; Eurotiomycetes; Eurotiales; Aspergillaceae
Exons: 1
Coding region: 1-777 (258 amino acids)
Source: RefSeq, a predicted model, not a curated record